AUGGAGAGCCAGGAGCCGCGAUCCCCCGACCCUGAGUCGGGAAGAAAUCCCCAGCGCCGGCGUCGACCACCGCUGUCUUGCACAGAAUGUCGCCGGCGCAAACUGAGGUGCGAUCGCUCGCUGCCAUGCGGGCAGUGUAUUCGUUCCAAGACUGCGGACGCCUGUGUCUUUGCCGGUCCACAACCAGGGCCGUCGGAUUCGUUGAACAGCCGCAUGUCGCCACCCAUCGCGCGGAUGCAACCACCCAGCGGCUCCGAUAAUCAAUCCGGGGAGAAGGGAGGCAUGUUUGUCUUCGACUCAAAGCUGGGGCCCAGCUUCAACUCACAUCGCAUCUCUAAACGCAGCCGCCCGGAUGAGCUCCAUGACAUGCGGCAGCGGCUGCGUCUACUGGAGAAUGCCUUGACCAAAACAUCUAGUUUGAACACCCUCGAAAACACGACAAGCGACGUCCGGUCCAACUUGAGAAUAUCCCAGCCCCCCGAAAACAUUGGGGUCGAUGAUCAUGUCCGGUUUUUGCCCGAUGCGAGUUUCCGGGGCAAGAAAGCCAAAACCCGCUACUUUGGUCGCAGUCACUAUACAACCACGGUAUCAUUUUUUUGCGAUCUUGGGAUAUUUAUGCGGAAGUACCGCGGAAACUCCAAAGACAAAGAAUAUACGGACGUAAAACAGUUCAAGUGCGAGCUCUGGUCACGGGAAACACAGAAUCACCAACGGGAGUUUCGAGAGCAAGCAUUUAACUUGGAAGAAAUGAUUCCGCCUCGGCCUGUGGCAGAUGAGCUGCUUCACUUGUACCUGGAGACAUUCGAAACCACCUACCGGGUUUUACAUGUGCCGACCUUUUUAAAGCAAUACUCCGAUCACUGGGCUCGCAUCCAACCCCCCGACAUGGCUUUUGUGGCCCAGCUGCUGGCGGUAAUGGCGGCCGGUAGCUGUUUCUAUGUGUCUUCUGACCAGUAUGGUGGAGAGGCACCUCAAAAGUCUGCCCUGAAGUGGAUCAUGGCGGUUCAGUCGUACAUCUCAUGCACCUUUGUGAGCCCCGACAUCGAUUUGCGAAUGAUUCAGAUACAGACUUUGCUCUUGGUCGCUCGUCUUGGAGUGGCCAGCGACGGGGAUGUGGCCUGGGCUUCGUCGGGAUCGUUGAUCCGGUCUGCCAUGACGAUGGGGUUGCACCGCGAUCCCACCCGUUUCCGCAAAGCUGUGCCCUACUGGUCUGAAAUGCGUCGUCGUUUAUGGGCCACAAUUGUUGAGCUGGAUCUCAAGAUUUCGUUGGACCGUGGCGUGCCGCCGUCGAUGGACUUGGACGAAUGCGACUGUGACCCGCCAUCAAACUGGGACGAUGCUGACUUGACAGAAGAUAUGAAGCAUGAUCCGGCUCCACUUGGUGUGACUCGAUAUACCCGGAAUUUUUACCAAGUGCUUCUCGCGAAGACGCUGCCCCUGCGGUACCGCGUUGCCAAGAAGAUUAAUAGCCUGAAGUUCGACCUAUCCUACGAUGAUGCGUUGCGCAUGAGCGAGGAGCUUGUCCAGUAUAUGCAAACUGUAAAAUCCCUCUUUGACGACCAUGCUUCGGGCAUGAUGCACAAUGAAGCCGGCCAACGGCGAUUUCCCCAGUCCCUGCAUCUGUUUAUCAUCCGCAAGUUUCUUCUGGCCCUCCAUCGGCCUUUUUCGCUCAGUGUUGCGCGGCUCCCCAAGUGCUCGUACUCCCGAAAGAUCUGCCUCGAAAAUUCCCUUGAAAUCCUCUCGCAGAUGGAGCUUCCUCCCUCCCCAGAGACCAAUCUCCAUCCGCACAUUACCCAAUUGGGCAGUGGCAUGUUUCGUGAUGAGACCUUUCACGCUGCGGUCACCGUCUGCGUGGAGCUCAUUCUCCAGGCCAAUGAAAUGAGCCAUUCCGUGGGGCUUUCAAUGGAGGGGACCAACUCCAGUGUGCUUUUGAGCAUGAUCCAAUCUCAGCAAGGCGUGAUGCUCAAGGCGGUGGACCGAAUCACCGAUGAUUUUGGAAGGCGAAUCGAUCCGAGUGGAAAAGGAUGCAAGCCAUACUAUUUUAUGAACAUCAUCUUGGCGUCGGUCAAGUCUCGCAUCAACGGGGAGGAGCCACAGAGCAAGGUCGAGGCUGCGUCAAAAAUAGCGGUUCGCGUCUGCCGAGCACUGUUGAACGGUGUGCCGUGGCCCGAGGCCAAAGCUUGCGGGGAUUGCAAGCCUGCAUCGAUCCCAACAGCACCGGGGGGGUUGACCCCGACCUCUCGCACCCCGAGUGACUUGGAUCCUGCGUCUCUGUUGUCGACGGACCUCACCGACUUCACGCCCAUGGAUCUCGGGGGUUGGUUUGAUGGGUUAGACUAUGGAGGUCCAGAGCUCUGGGAUCGCGACUUCCUGGGGAACUUGCCCUGGGCAUCAUGA
This is a messenger RNA of Penicillium alfredii, 2397 nucleotides long. RefSeq lists its product as uncharacterized. The coding region runs from base 1 to 2397 and encodes 798 amino acids. Lineage: Eukaryota; Fungi; Ascomycota; Eurotiomycetes; Eurotiales; Aspergillaceae. The record is from RefSeq and is a predicted model, not a curated record. Gene Ontology annotation, molecular function: DNA-binding transcription activator activity, RNA polymerase II-specific; RNA polymerase II cis-regulatory region sequence-specific DNA binding; zinc ion binding. Gene Ontology annotation, biological process: DNA-templated transcription; regulation of transcription by RNA polymerase II. Gene Ontology annotation, cellular component: nucleus. The transcript is spliced from 4 exons.